This is a messenger RNA of Aspergillus piperis CBS 112811, 507 nucleotides long. RefSeq lists its product as uncharacterized. The transcript is spliced from 2 exons. NCBI's taxonomy places the organism in Eukaryota, Fungi, Ascomycota, Eurotiomycetes, Eurotiales, Aspergillaceae. The record is from RefSeq and is a predicted model, not a curated record. Bases 1 to 507 code for a protein of 168 amino acids.
AUGCUUGCAAAACUCCAGCCAGGCGUGAUCUAUAUCUUUGUUGAUAAGGCACUCCUUGGUAAUUGGGUAAGCGAAUGGGGAAAGUUCGUGGAUCCCACUUAUGCUCUGAUUAAACAAAUGGAAUUUGUCAUGUGUCACAGGUCUAUCUUCAAGAGUAUGGAUACUCAGAAGUUUGACAAGAAGUUUGACAAAUGGAAGGAUGGAAAUCAUCAUGAAGCCUUUAUCCUGCCUAAGCAUCAUCUAAAGACCUGGCUUGAGCUAAGUAUUAUCUGGCAGUCUGGCAAGAUCACCCUAGCUGACAAGAAGGACUUACUGAUAUUCGAAAAUUGCGAGGUCCAUCUGCGGCAUAGUUUGUCCAAGACCAGGCUGAAAGGUCAGCUACAAAGAAUCACCAUCCAUAAUAUCCCCAUCGCGCGGACAUUCUGCGACGAGUGCUACCUUUCCUUUAGUGACAGCAGCCCCAUUGUCUGUAUUCUCGACAAGUUGAAGGCAUGCUGUAACCCGUAA